AUGGAAGGUCAUGAGGUAUUAAAACCACUUUUAUUUGAAGGUUGGGAGGAUAUUUUUAAAGGCGUUGGUCAAGUUUUUCAUGGUGGUGUUGAUGAGGUGCGCCUAGCUUCCGACAAAUAUUGCAGCAAGUCUGGUUAUAAAGUUGUAAAGGUUAAGAAUGAUAGACUUAGGUUCACAGUCAAGUGUGGUAGGAAUGGAGAUUAUCCGUGGUAUCUGCACAAUAUUCCAAUUGAUAAUGCUAAAAGUGUAUUUGCUAUGAAGGAAUUCAAUGGGAAUAAUACAUAUGGUGGUGAUUUUAAGGUGAAGAAUCCCCCUGUGAAGAAGAAAUUGAUUAAACAUUUAAUGAAAGAUCAAAUACAGUCAAAUCCGUCGAUAAAGCCUUUGGAUAUUGUUGCUCAGGUGAAGAGUUAUUAUGGUAUUAACAUAAAGUACCAUCAUGCUUAUAAAGGGAAGGAAGCAUCUCAGUCAGAGAUAUAUGGUGAUGAUGUAAAAAGUUAUAUGGAUCUUGUUUGGUCUGUCGAAGCAAUAAUGGCUACCAAUCCUGGCAGCUAUGUUAAGUUUGAAUUUAAUAAAGAGGCUAAAUGGUUUGAGAUGCUUUUCAUUUGUUUUGCUGCUUGUAUCGAAGGAUACAAGUUCGUUUUCCCUAUGCUUUAUUGUGAUGCAACAUUUCUCACUUGGAGAUUUAAGGGACCAUUGAUGGAUGCCACUGGCGUGAAUGAGAACCAAGGUUUUUUCCCUUUUGCAUUCGCUUUAGUUCAUGGAGAAGACAUUGAAGGUUGGGAAUGGUUCAUGGAAACUUGCAGUAUUGUGUCGACGAUUGUCCUAUCAGCUUUAUCACUUAUCGUCAUGAAGGGAUGA
This is a messenger RNA of Papaver somniferum (opium poppy), 858 nucleotides long. RefSeq lists its product as uncharacterized. The transcript has 2 exons. Lineage: Eukaryota; Viridiplantae; Streptophyta; Magnoliopsida; Ranunculales; Papaveraceae. The coding region runs from base 1 to 858 and encodes 285 amino acids. The record is from RefSeq and is a predicted model, not a curated record.